Molecule: messenger RNA, 501 nt
Organism: Sporothrix schenckii 1099-18
Lineage: Eukaryota; Fungi; Ascomycota; Sordariomycetes; Ophiostomatales; Ophiostomataceae
Exons: 2
Coding region: 1-501 (166 amino acids)
Source: RefSeq, a predicted model, not a curated record
AUGUCCACCACGGGUGGCUUAUCUACACGCUACACACUCUCUACCUCCCGUUAUUUAACGGGCCGGACGACGGAGCUCGCCUUCGACGGGAAGACAACGCCGGCACGCCAUGUCACCGCCGGCGUCCCGCAAGGGUCCCCGCUAUCACCGAUCCUAUUUAUUCUCUUUACCUCAUCUCUCUACCAAGCCCUACGCCGCCACUACGGGAUUAUUACUAUCGGGUUCGCCGACGACACCAAUCUCCUCGCCAUUGGCCGCACGCCAGGCGUCUGCUGCCACUACCUACAGGAUGCGUGGACCACGGUCAAGGCGUGGGCACGGCCGAGAGGCGUUAUAUUCGAGCCGGCGAAGAGCGAGCUCCUCCACUUUUCCCGCACACACGCGGCCCCGACGACGACGCUUACGUUCGACCGGGAUACCGUCCUUAAGCCCCGACAGUCGGCCCGCUUCCUCGGUAUCUGGCUCGACAGGAAGCUCCUUUUCUCGGCACACCUCCGGUAA